This is a messenger RNA of Sebastes umbrosus (honeycomb rockfish), 2135 nucleotides long. It is a transcript of the gene pmelb, whose product is annotated as premelanosome protein b. The transcript has 12 exons. The record is from RefSeq and is a predicted model, not a curated record. Bases 45 to 1868 code for a protein of 607 amino acids. Lineage: Eukaryota; Metazoa; Chordata; Actinopteri; Perciformes; Sebastidae. Gene Ontology annotation, biological process: melanosome organization. Gene Ontology annotation, cellular component: melanosome.
GUGCUCACUAAAGGGAUAUUUCAUACAGAGGAGUUGCACUGACGAUGUGGACAUCUGUCGUGCUGUUGGUGUUGCUGGCAGUGGCUUCACCCACUGUGGCAAAGCCCAGAAACCGUUUCACUCGCUAUCCAUCAUGGAACAAUAAGAUGUACCCAAUCUGGAAAGAUGGAGACCCACGAUACAAAGACUCAUGGAAAGGUGGAAAAGUGACUUUCAAUGUGGGGAACGAUUCACCGACUCUGACUGCAGCCAAAGUUACUUUUACCAUCGACUUGGAGUUCCCACACAACCAGAAGGUUCAGCCCAAUGGAGACGUUGUUUGGGCGGAAGACUGCAUAGUCAAUGGAACAAAGUACCAUGAGUCUGAACCAGUAUACCCAACUCUGAACUCAGACUGGGAGUCUGUUUUCCCUGAUGGGACACCGAUUAAGAAGGACAAGAGGCCGGCCUACGUGUUUGUCUGGAAGACCUGGGGUCAGUACUGGCAGGUGGCAGAUGACUCCUCUUCCUCCCUGACCAUUGACACAGACAACAUCCCACUGGGCUCCUACACCAUUGACAUCGUCAUCUACCACUACCGCAGCAAGGAGAAGUUCAUCCCUCUGGGAUACGCCUCCACUCAGUUCUCCAUCACUGAUCAAAUCCCUUUUGCCGUAUCUCUGGACCAAGUGAACGACAUCGUGGCCGGGGACAUGCGCUUCAUCCAGAACCGGGCGAUCGCCUUUACCAUCACCCUCCACGACCCGAGCCAGUACCUCAGCACCGCAGACAUCACCUACAACUGGGACUUUGGGGAUGAAAGUGGAGCCCUGAUAUCCAGAGAGCUGACCGUCACUCACACCUACAUCAACUCUGGCUCAUUCAAGCCUAAGGUGGUGAUCCAGGCAGUCAUCCCAGAUAAGGCCUGCGACCCAGCUGAUCUGCCAACCAAGGCCCCCGGUCCACCUACUCAUCACGGCACCACAGUGAAAGCUGCUGCACUGGCGUCUGCUAUCCCCAUACUGGUUUCCACCAAGGCAACUGGUCUGACUGUCAACAUGAUUCCUUCAGACACAGAGGAGGACAACACUGAGGAUGAGGCCUCCACUGCCCCCAACACACUGCCUGCCCAGGAAGCACCCACUGUGGUCAACCCUGACAUGCCUGCUGUUAGUGAGGGGCAGACAGAUGAUAAGCAAACAGUGACCCUGACGGGCCGGGCUAAAGUGGUAGUCGUUGCUAAGAGGGAGGCUGAUGAUGAACCCUCUGACGACGACUGUGUGAUAUAUCGUUAUGGCUCCUUCUGCACCGGCAUCGAAGUGUUUGAGGGCAUUGAAAAAGUAGAGAUUGUACAAAUGGACAAUGCUGUCAUGGCAACACCUGACAUGGGUAGAAAUGUUGUGGACAUCACUGUUACCUGCCAGGGAAGUCUUCCUAAAGAGGUGUGCAGCGUGAUCCUGGAUGCAGAGUGCUUGAGGCCAAUUCACACGGUGUGCAACAUGGUGGAGCCCACCAAAGAGUGCCAGCUGGUGUUACGUCACUUCUUCAAUGACUCUGGUGUCUACUGCAUCAACGUGUCCAUGGCCAACGACGUCAGUUUAGCUGUCACCAGUGCCAAAGUCAACGUUGACAUAGGUUCAGGUCUGUCCUCUCCUGGCACCAUCGCCGUUGUGUUGGGUGUCCUGGUACUCGUUCUAGCAAUAGGAAUAAUGGCAUAUUCUUACAAGCGCUUUAAGGCCUACCGUCCUCUGAAGGAAGGACUGAUUGCGUCUGCAGACCAGCAGGUCGGCCGGGCUCAGGCCUGCUCCGGAGCCUCGAUGUUCUGGAAGCUGCUGAACAGACGGGGAACUGUGGACGACUGCCCUCUGUUGCAGGAGCGGCCGGUGUGAACCAGCCUCAAACCACCAAAUACAAAACCAAGAAACUUAUGAUUUGCAAGUUUCUACACCUGAGAUGUCUUUUUGUACUUUUUUUUCUUUUUUUUACAUAUUUUCUAAAUGACAAACUCAAGAAUGUGUAACAUUUAGAAUUUUUUCGAUUAAAAAAUAUACUGGAAUUAUACUUUAGACAUGCUCUGAUCUUUUGUACCUACAGCAAAAGUGUAUUCUUUCAUUUGGACAAAACUGAAUUUGAAUGUUUUUCCAAUAAACUUUGCU